Messenger RNA from Micropterus salmoides (largemouth bass), 2844 nucleotides. RefSeq names its product serpin peptidase inhibitor, clade A (alpha-1 antiproteinase, antitrypsin), member 10a (gene serpina10a). Gene Ontology annotation, molecular function: serine-type endopeptidase inhibitor activity. NCBI's taxonomy places the organism in Eukaryota, Metazoa, Chordata, Actinopteri, Centrarchiformes, Centrarchidae. Bases 450 to 1619 code for a protein of 389 amino acids. The record is from RefSeq and is a predicted model, not a curated record. The transcript is spliced from 6 exons. Gene Ontology annotation, biological process: blood coagulation; negative regulation of endopeptidase activity.
CCUGCUCUCCUUUCUGUCUGAGGGUGAAGUUUCCACAAACUGGUCUGUACACGGAACUAAAGAUGAAGGCGGGUUUAAGGUGAGGAGGGGAACCAGAACCCAGUGACGGAUCAUCAGAACCGUUUCCUGUCACACUCGCUGAUUCUCUGCAGGAAGUCCAACACAGUGCUGUUCCUGGUUCUGCUGACUCCAUCGGACCGUGACCCGAGACCCUGGUUCUGAACCAGAACGUGGAUCAGGUUGUUUCUGAAACCUGAGCUCUGAGUUCUCACCUGAACCCUGUGGCUGCGUGGAGAAGAGACUUUUAUUGUGAAAGGUGACCGGAAGUGUUGUUUCCGGCAGUGAUCGGGGCGCGAGCUUGACGGUGAUGCGCAGCUCGUGAAGCUUCAGAGCAGAAAGAGGUCGGACCCGAACCGCAGCUCGGAGAUCAUCAGCAGCUGACUGUGACCAUGACUCCCUCCCCCACUCUCUCAUUGGUUGGCCUCCUCUUCCUGAGCCUCGCCUCCUCGGAGACCGUCGACCCCUCAGUGAAGGACCUGGCCAAUAGGAACGCAGACUUUGCCACCCGGCUGUACCGAGCCGUCUCCAGCCGGACCGAUGACAACGUCUUCCUGUCUGCUUUCACGCUGUCCGCCGGACUGUCGGCGCUGCUGAGUGCCACCAGCGGGCCGACCCAGGUCCAGCUGCUGCAGGCACUCAGCCUGAAUGGACUGGACCCGGAGACGCUCCCAGAUCUGUUCCAGAAUCUGAGGACUGUGGUCCUGCAGGGGAGUCAGGGUGUGGCCGUCUUCCCAUCCCAGAGCUUCCAGGUGUCACCAUCCUACAUGGACCUGGUUCAGACGAAGUUUGGGGGGAAGGUUCAGAGUGUGGCCUACACGGUUCCGCAUGAAGCCAUCGACACCAUCAACCGUUGGGCCCAGGAUAACACCGAAGACAACGUCCAGGAGCUGGUGACCAGCCUGGACCCCCAGACCCAGCUGCUGCUCGCCACUACCGCCUACUACCAGACCCGGUUCAGCCCGUCUUUUAACUCGUCCCUGACCCAGGACGAGCGUUUCUAUGUGGACAAAUAUCAUGUGGUCAUGGUUCCCAUGAUGUUCCGGGCUGAUAAGUACUUCCUGGCGUACGACCGCUCAGUGAAGGUUGGCGUGUUGAAGCUGCCGAUGGCGGACGGGGUGGCCAUGUUGGUUGUGCUGCCUGAUGAAGACGUGGACAUCACCGCCGUUGAAGAGGAAGUGACUGCUGAGAAGAUCCAGGCUUGGAUCAGACAACUCAAGAAGACGAAGUUGGAGGUGCAGCUUCCUCGCUUCCUAUUGGACCGUUCCUACUCUUUGCGUGACGUCCUGCAGACCUUGGACAUCGCUCAGGUUUUUCAGGACGAUGCUGACAUCAGCAACAUGGGCGGAGCUAAAGGACCCAAACUCACACAGGUUUAUCAGAAAUCCAUCGUGUCUGUCAACGAGAGUAGCUAUGACAUCACCGUUGGAGGCGGAGUCAGCGUGUUCUCCACUCUUCCUCCUCGACUGACCAUCAACAGACCCUUCAUCUUCAUCAUCUACCAGCAGACUACCGGCAGCGUGCUGUUCAUGGGCCGGGUCAUCGACCCCACCAAGAAAUAACUGCUGACCUGACAGGACCCUAAGCCCCGCCCACCUGAGUUACUACACCUGUAAAAUGAUCAGCUUCAUCUACCGUCUGUCUGUCCUCUACUCCAUUGUUUCCCAACCUGAAGCUUGGGACCCCUCGAGGGGCUGUGAGACAUAUUCGAGGGGUCCCGAGAGAAAGAACAGGAAAAAUAUGUCACAUUGACCUUUCCAGGUGUUUCUUUAACCCUCGCUACUAUGUAUGUAUCACCUCUCACCAGUCAAAGGGCGGGGUCAUCUAACGUCCGGGUUCAGGGCAGGGUUUACAGCUAAUGUUAGCAUGCUAAAGUAAAAUGGUGAAUAUGGAAACAUUAGCAUGGUAGCAUUGUCCUUGUGAGCAUGUCAGAACGCUGAUGUUAGCAUUAGCUACCAUGGCUGGAGAAUCACCACUCCUCCUUCUUACUUUUGAAAAUGCAUUCUGGGAUACUUUGCGUGGACUAGAGGGUAAAAUAAUUCUCACUAUACAUUUGGACAGCGCUACAAAAUGGUGAGCUCGCUAUAGAGUGAUUUCAGACACAGUGUUCUUUACCUGACAGUACCUGAGUCACGUGAUCUCCUCCCUAACUUCCUCCUGAGUCACUGGACACCAGAGCUUCAGUAACCUGUCAGUCUGUCGCACCACGAUCACCUGGGACAUGACUCACCUAGUUUGGAGUCACGAAGGCUAGCGGCCAAUCAACGAUCAAAGAUCCACCCUCAUGGUUACCGUAAUCAUUAGCUUUCUGACAUCGUAGUAACGUAGAUCAGUGUUGAAAUAUGAUGUCAAUAAAUGAUGUCUGUGGUGCAGGUAGUGAACCCUGAUGAUUAAAUGUGGGAUUUACAUCGACCCUGCGGCCCCUAACCCUGUCGCAGUUUAGUACAUAUGUAGAGUUAUGUUGUUACACCGACCCUGGGGCCCCUAACCCUGUCACUUCUCUCUGUGGUCCUCUAAAUAGAGGUCACAUAGAACCUGGUCACAACCUACAGACGUGUGGCGAGUGUUCACAAACCAUAAAGCCUGGGAAGAGCGACCAGGGGCAGAUCUUUGGGUCCCCGACGCUGAAACUGAGGGUCCAGGAGCUCUGAUACUCUAACAUCAGCUUCAGCUGGACUUUAUAUUAAUACAUGUUAGCAUGACAGCCACUAGCUUAGCAUGUGUACUGUGUGUAGUUGUUCCCUCUGUUUAAACAUGUCCUGCAGUAAACCUGACUGAAACACUCAA